Gasterosteus aculeatus aculeatus (three-spined stickleback) is the source of this 2590-nucleotide messenger RNA. RefSeq names its product ess-2 spliceosome associated protein (gene ess2). Gene Ontology annotation, cellular component: catalytic step 2 spliceosome. NCBI's taxonomy places the organism in Eukaryota, Metazoa, Chordata, Actinopteri, Perciformes, Gasterosteidae. The record is from RefSeq and is a predicted model, not a curated record.
UCCGGUGACGAAUCGCUUCAGACCUUCACGUACUGCGUUGUUUGUACGCUGGUUUUUGAAGUUAGCCGAGGACAGCUAACGCUAGCUGGUUAACGUUAACGGUUAGUGACGUUUGGUCUUAAUGGUCAGCGUAUAUGUGCCCUGGAUACUGAGACGGUGUUUCUCAAGUACAAAACCCGCCUUCCGUUUCGAUUGAGUCGCAGUUUUUCGUUGAAGAAAACGUUAUUAGCCUAGCAGGCUAACAGCGGCUACAAUGGAGGGCAGUGCCAGCGUGAGGAGAGCGUUGUCCGGGACUCUCGUCCCUGUAACAGUGUCAACAAUGGCUCUCCUACAACAACCCGAGGAGAACGACAAGGGGAAGCUGCAUAGAAAGGUCCUCGACGAAGAGGAGUACAUUGAGAGUUUAGAAAAGAUCAUCCAGAGGGACUUCUUCCCAGAUGUUACCAAAUUACAGGCGCAAAAGGACUAUCUUGAUGCGGAGGAAACCGGUGACCUAGAACGAAUGAGAGAGAUUUCCAUCCGAUAUGGAUCAUCUUUGAAUAAAUCGACACCACGAUCUACUGCACCCUAUGUGACACCAGCGAGCUUUGAGACACCUUUAGGCCGCUCAGGGUCCCCCUCCUCCACUCAUGGCAAUAAAAGCUUAGACGGUGAGAGCAGGAACGAUGAAAGAGAAGAGAAGGAGCUGCCCUGUCUCGAUCGCUUCCUUGCUAAAAAUACCAGUGAGGAUAAUGCAUCGUUUGAGCAGAUAAUGGAUCUGGCAGAGGACAAGGAGAGGCUGAGGCAUUCCUGGCUAUAUGAGGCUGAGGCUGAAUACAAACAACGCCACGAAGAGAACCUUGCGUUACCAUCUGCAGAGAAAGCAGCACUUGAAUGUGUCAAAGCUGGACUUGAGACGUGGGAGUACAAAGCAAAGAAUGCAUUGAUGUAUUAUCCAGAGGGAGUGACAGACGACGAUGCUCUUUUUAAGAAGCCGCGGGAGGUAGUUCACAAGAACACGCGCUUUGUUGGAGAUCCAUUCAGCAAAGCUCUCAACAAAAGCCAGAUUCAGCAGGCUGCAGCUCUCAAUGCACAGUUUAAACAGGGUAAAGUCGGACCUGAUGGGAAGGAGCUCAUCCCACAUGAAUCCCCAACAGUCAAUGGAUAUGGUUUCGAAAGUAUGCCGUCCCCAGCACCUGGUGUAGCUGAGUCGCCACUGAUGACCUGGGGAGAGAUUGAGAGCACCCCAUUUCGUCUGGAUGGAUCAGACAGCCCGUUUGUCGAGAGAAAUCACGGUCCCUCAUUUAAGAUUCCAGAACCUGGAAGACGGGAGAGGCUGGGUUUAAAGAUGGCCAACGAAGCCGCCGCCAAAAACCGCGCAAAGAAACAGGAGGCUUUGCGAAAGGUCACCGAGAACCUCGCCAGUCUUACUCCUAAAGGCCUGAGCCCAGCCCUCACGCCUGCCCUGCAGAGGCUCGUAAAUCGGACGUCCAGCAAAUACACGGACAAAGCAUUACGGGCGAGUUACACCCCGUCGCCCUCGCAUCAAGUCCCCGGCUGCAAGUCUCCGUUCGGUGGCCCCGCCACGCCAACAGGAACGCCGACGCCGAACAAAGCCAAGACGCCGAGCUCUCAGGACCUCACGUCGCUGACAGACGACCUGCUGCAGCUUCCCAAGAGACGGAAAGCCGCCGAUUUCUUUUAAGCAAGAGAAGCUGUUCUCUGCUUGGAUUGUACAACACAGACAUGGUCAUUUGUGGAAAAGACAAACUGUUCAGACCCACUUUCCUCAAAUUAAGACUUUUAGUUGGGUGAGUGGAUGAAGACAUGGCCAGAGAACCGAAGAAUUUUUAACAAUUUGCUCUAUUUUUGAGAGGAUGGGUCUAUAGAUCCCUGCUAAGUACGGUGUCCUAGUUAUACUAUAUAACUUGACUAUCUUAUUUGUUUUAUUCUGUUUUGUCCUGGUGGGUUGCUUCAUAGAUAUUGUACAGUUCCUUCCACUUUUAACAAAUGUUUGGUAUCUGUGACUAACAGCAGCCUAUCCAAUAUUUAAGAAUUUCAUCCAAAAGCCAUCGUCCAGCUUUCCAUACGUUUCAGCGUCUUGUCUCUUCAUCAUAGAAAUGACUCAAACCCAACAUGAAACAAUUGUGUUGGUUCAGUUCGACACCUCAACAAUAUGUCAAUGUUUCUUACUCUACUUUGGAGAAAAUGUGGUGGCUGGGAUCAACAUUAUAAAAGUGUACCACCUUUUCUUGGAAAAUUGAAAUAAAACUGAAGAAUACUUUCACACAGAAAAAUGGAAUACAAAAGAAUGUUAACAUAUCUUUUCUACCUCCUACUGGUGUUUGUACAUAUAAAUACACUGUACUUUUAUGCCUCGUUCUUUAAGAAGAAACCUUAAUGUUAAGGCCUUGUCACGUUGUGUUUGAAUAGUGUUGCGAUUGUUUCUUCGUUCGGUUGUUUUGAGCAUUUGGGGUUAUAGAUUUAUUCUUGCAUCGUAUGAGAAAAUCCUUAAAAAUAACUUUUAACUGGUUUGCUUUUACAACAUAUCCCCGCUUAACUGGAUCUAUGGACGAUAAUACUGAAAAUAAACGUGUGACCUUGAGGUAAA